Messenger RNA from Drosophila willistoni, 3099 nucleotides. RefSeq names its product leucine-rich repeat neuronal protein 3. NCBI's taxonomy places the organism in Eukaryota, Metazoa, Arthropoda, Insecta, Diptera, Drosophilidae. The coding region runs from base 289 to 2625 and encodes 778 amino acids. The record is from RefSeq and is a predicted model, not a curated record. The transcript has 2 exons. Gene Ontology annotation, molecular function: protein binding.
UUUUAUGUUACAAAAUUUUUUAAAACACCAACAAACAUACACAAAUUGGAAAACAUCACAAAAACAAAACAACAACAAAAUAUUACUGCAAAGAAGGAAAAUACUCAACGAAAACCAAACACACAACAAUAAAAGCACUAUGGAAAACUUGAACUGAACUUGCCACAGAAUCUAACUACAACCAGCGAGAAGAAGAAGAAGAAUAAACUAACCCACACACACAUACAAACAGAAUAGCUGCAACUCAGCCGCAACAUUAAAAGAAAAAACAAACUACAAUUGAGAAAAAUGGAGUCCAAAAUGAUCAUGAAGAUCACAUUGAUCACGAUGAUGAGCAUUUUGCUGGCAGUGAGUGAAAUUGAGGCUCUGGCCAAUUGCCCAGCUGGUUGUCAGUGCGAUGACAACACUUUAGUGGUGCAAUGUGGUGAAGGGCAACUGGAUGUGUUGCCAAUUGCAUUGAAUCCAUCCAUUCAGCGUUUGGUCAUCAAGAGCAAUAAGAUCAAGACCAUCGAUUCAUCCAUACAAUUCUAUGCAGAGCUGACUUUCUUGGAUUUGUCCUCGAAUCAUUUGAUGACCAUACCACAGCGGACAUUUGCAUAUCAGAAGAAAUUGCAAGAGGUUCAUUUGAAUCACAACAAGAUCGGUCAGAUUAGUAAUAAGACCCUGAUCGGUCUGUCAGCGGUGACAGUUCUCAAUUUGCGUGGCAAUCAAAUUUCCGAACUGCAUCAGGGCACAUUUUCACCCCUGUUGAAGAUCGAAGAAUUGAAUUUGGGUGAGAAUCGUAUUGGUUUCAUUGAUCCCAAGGCAUUUGAGGGAUUGAGCUCGUUGAGAAUCCUCUAUUUGGAUGAUAAUGCUCUGACUUCGGUGCCCGAUCCAGUCAUAUUCCAGGCUAUGCCCAGUUUGGCUGAAUUGUUUUUGGGAAUGAACUCGUUGCUGACUAUCCAGAGUGGUGCUUUCCAGGACUUGAAGGGUCUGACACGUCUGGAACUGAAGGGAGCUAGCUUGAGAAAUAUCUCGCAUGAUAGUUUCCAGGGAUUGGAAGAGUUGCGCAUUCUUGAUCUGUCCGAUAAUCGUUUGGCCCGCAUUCCCUCGGUGGGUCUCAGUCAUCUGGUGCGCCUGGAGCAAUUGUCAUUGGGACAAAACGAUUUCGAAGUCAUCAGCGAAGGUGCCUUUGUGGGUUUGAAGCAAUUGAAGCGACUGGACAUCAAUGGAGCCCUGAAACUGAAGCGUGUGAUGACUGGCGCCUUUGCCAGCAAUGGCAAUCUGGAGUACUUGAAUCUGUCGUCCAACAAAAUGCUCGUAGAAGUCCAAGAAGGUUCGCUCAGUGGUCUGCCCCAUUUGCGUCAUGUGGUUAUGAAGGCUAAUGCUUUGACCUCAUUGGCUGAGGGUUUGUUCCCCUGGAAGGAUUUGACUACUCUGGAUUUGUCCGAGAAUCCACUAUCAUGCGAUUGCCGUGUGAUGUGGCUAAGGAAUCUGCUGUUGGCCAAGAAUACCACUCAGGAUGGCGAAGUUGCUGAACUGAUGUGCGAAUUUCCCGAACGUCUGCGUGGUGAGGCUCUCAAACAUUUGAAUCCCACCCUGAUGGGUUGCACCCACACCGAUCCCAGGAAACAGGCAUUGAUUGGUGCCCUCUUGGUGGGUUCGGCGGCCACCAUUACAGCUCUGGCUUUGGUCCUGUAUCGUUGCCGUCAUAAGAUCCGUGAAUAUCUGAAGGGUGGCCUGUGGGGUAAUUCCGCUUUGGGCCGCAAGGAACGUGAAUACCAGAAGACCUUCUGCGAUGAGGACUAUAUGUCGCGCCAUCAGCAUCAUCCAUGCUCUUUGGGCAUUCAUUCAACGUUUCCCAACACCUACACGGCCCCACAUCAUCCAAUGACUAACGUCAAUCACCAUUAUGGCAUGUGUCCCAUGCCCAUAAAUGACUUGAAUGGCAUGGAUCAGCAACAGCAGCAGCAGCAGCAGCAACAACAGCAGCAGCAGCAACAAAAGUUCCAACAGCUACAAGUGCCCACAACUGCCACAUUGAUGAAUGAGAAGAAAUUGAACAAUAACAAGAAUCUCGCCAGCCAGCUGGGGGCCAUCGAUGACAGUGCCAAUUUUGUGCUCCAUAUGAAAUCGGCAACCAUGUCGCGGGACCAUCAUCAGAUGAUGAGCCAUGCCCAGCAGCAACAGCAGCCCGGUAAACUCAAUCAUUAUACCAAACCGCAAUUUCUAUCGGCCACAGCGGCAGUGGGUGACUCUUGUUAUUCCUAUGCUGAUGUGCCCAUGGUACAUGGCUCAGUUCAUCAUCAGCAGCAACAACAGCAGCAGCAACAACAACAGCAACAACAACAGCAGGCACAGCUACGUCUUACCCAAGAGCAUUUCAAGCAACAUUAUGACAAUGAUGUGAAUAGCGAAAUUGUUGAUCCCAAUUAUAUAUAUAGUAAUGCACACUAUUCCAUGCCAUUGGAGCAAUUGGGACGCAGCAAGACACCGACACCGCCGCCAGUGCCACCAGCAUUGCCCCUGAGAAAUGGUUUUAAUGCCGCCACCACUGGACGUCGGUCGUUUCAACAAAAGUCGAGUUCGGCAGCCGCUGCAGUAGCUACAUCAAAUAAUAAUACAAUGCGACAAUUUAGCCACUGAUCUUCAACCUAUCGACGACGGAAUCUAAGCAUAUAUGCUUAGAUUCGCUUAACACUGUGAUGCCAAACAAUUUCCCCGCACUCCCACCCUACUUACACACACACACACAGAGACACACACACACACAAACUGUCGGAUGGGUUCUAGGAAAGGAGGUGGAGAUAUAAGCAAACAAAUAUAAAAAACAAAAAGAUUUUUUUUUUUUUUUUUCAACAAUUCAUAAAAUUAGUCUAAGCAUAUGAAUAUAUAGAUAUAGAUAUUUAACUUCAAUUUGUAUAUAUAACUGACUUAAUGAUGAUCUCUUUCAUAACUUUCUAACUCGGCACUAUCUCUCUCACUCUCCCUCUUGUCUCUUUUCCCCCAUCACACUGUCUCUCUUUCUCGUUCUCCACUGUACCUAUUUAACUAUGUAAGUUAUUCAUUUAGGCGAAUAAGAGAAAAAAAACUGAAGAAAAGAUAAAAAACUACAACUAU